Mugil cephalus (flathead mullet) is the source of this 1884-nucleotide messenger RNA. RefSeq names its product odd-skipped related transcription factor 1 (gene osr1). The transcript is spliced from 3 exons. Gene Ontology annotation, biological process: embryo development; regulation of transcription by RNA polymerase II; urogenital system development. The record is from RefSeq and is a predicted model, not a curated record. Gene Ontology annotation, cellular component: nucleus. Lineage: Eukaryota; Metazoa; Chordata; Actinopteri; Mugiliformes; Mugilidae. Bases 316 to 1080 code for a protein of 254 amino acids. Gene Ontology annotation, molecular function: RNA polymerase II transcription regulatory region sequence-specific DNA binding; DNA-binding transcription factor activity, RNA polymerase II-specific.
GCUGGUUCUGUGACGCGCCAGUAGGCGUCGGAUAAACCGCUGCAAUAAAGAGCCAGAGGCAGCAGAGGCCGCUUAGCAGUGUAGAAGAGAGUCGUCCCAGCCUUAACACCCACACCGCCGUGCAUUCUUAGCUCAGUCCGAUCCGUGACUGUCCGUGUGACUGAGAAAUCUACAACGGCGGACAUGUUGCCACUCGGGCCUUCUCACUAACUAAUCUAUCAGUGUAAACAAGUCCGCUCAGUGGGUUGAACGUCCGACGACACAGCAAUUUAGAAUACAUUUUAUUGAUAGCCUGCUGGAUUUGGUGCAGCAGACAUGAGCAGCAAGGCUCUGCAAGCAGUCCCUGUCCACCCAUCCUUUCAGCUGGCCAAUUGCUCCCUCUUCCAAAGCACUACAGGUCUACAGCUGCCAGUAGAUCAUUUUCAAAGUCUAUACAGCUUCACUGCCCUGCAGACCAUACACCUUCAUCAGUGGACCCUCGGCUACCCACCUCUCUCCCUGCCCCGCUGCAUCUCCAAGGUGCCUCCUCAAUUCUCUAUGUCACCCCACACCCUCCUGCAGCCCAAACAGGACUCAGCAGUCCUGCAACAUAUCUCCAGACACAAGCCUCGCUUUGAUUUUGCCAACCUAGCAGUAGCAGCCACCCAGGAGGAUAAUGGAAAAGUGGAGGAAUUGAGCAUGGCAGCUACUGCUGCCAGUGUGGCACAGGCUUCAUCUCUUCAGUUGACCUCAGCCACUAUGGGAUGUCUACUGGAUGUAACCAAACUCUCUUCAUCAGAGCACAAGUCUGGUCGUGGUCGACUACUCUCCAAAACCAAAAAAGAAUUUGUCUGUAGGUUCUGUGGUCGACAUUUUACAAAGUCCUACAACCUUCUGAUCCAUGAGAGGACGCAUACAGACGAAAGGCCAUAUACAUGUGAUAUUUGUCACAAGGCCUUCCGGAGGCAAGACCACCUCAGGGACCAUAGGUACAUUCAUUCCAAGGAAAAGCCCUUCAAAUGUCAGGAGUGUGGAAAAGGCUUCUGUCAGUCCAGGACUCUGGCCGUCCACAAAACAUUGCACAUGCAGAUCAAGAACUGAAACCAGUCAAGAUCAAGUGAUUUAUUCGGUCAACAGGGGACGAAGCAGGACACUAGAAAAAUAUUGCCAAAGGCAACAACAUUCAGCCAAAAGCUUUUUCAUUUCAGUUGUUCAAGGUAGAGAUCUUAAUUUCAGCCCAUAUAGGAAUAAUAUAAAAUACACAUCCCAGCUACUGUAGCCUAAAAUCUUGAAAUGUGAAAAGGCUACAAGAGUACAACUAUGUGUGUGUGUAUGUGUGUGUGUGUGUGUGUGUGUGUGUGUAUGUGUGUGUGUACUUGUACAGCUAUCUUUCCGAGAACCAGUUUAAGUUUUACACCAUCAGAUUGAGGACAUUUGUGUAAAGUGAGGACAUUUUGGCUGGUCCUCACUUUUUUGGCCUCAUUUUUUGGCUGUUUUGAAGGUUAAAACUCAGUUUUAGGGUAAAGGCUACAAUAAGGUUAUGGUUAAGGUUAGUGUUAUGGUUAGGGUUAGGCAUUUAGUUGAGAUGGUUAGAGUUAGGGUAAGGGGCCAGGGAAUGCAUUAUGCCAAUGAGUGUCCUCACAAAGAUGGCCAUACAAACGUGUGUGUGUGUGUGUGUGUGUAAAGAUAUAUUAUCCUUUAUAUAAUUUAAAAAUAAGAAUGAUCAAAGUCUUACUAACUACAAACUGUACAUUUCCAUUAUUUGUAAAAGCAUACAUGUGUUAUGUUCUUAUAGAUGUAUUAUAUCAAAAUGUAUUUUUGCACUUUACAGUGAUUAUUAACCUAUUUACUGUACAUAUAUCACAGGAUUUUAUUCUUUAUUUUUAAAUAAAUAAUCAUUUUUAA